CGUAACAAACACUCAAAAGUACAAAAGAAGAGUUUUCCGGUCAGAGCAAGCUCCAAUUAAAUCUCUGCAGGGUGUUCUGAAGAAAACCGAGAACAACAGAAUCCCUCACAAGCUGCCAAAGAAACAGGAAGAAAAUUAAGUCGAAAGAUAAAACAAGGAGUGGUCGAGGGGCAGCUGACUGAACUCACAGAGACUCAGCCAGUACUGGACAGAAGAGGAUGAGAUGACUUAGGAGCAGAUGUGGAGGUUGACCUGGACCGUAUUCCCAAAGAGGCAAAACGCCGUGGGAGAUGACUACGCUGUCACUUCAGGAGCAGCUUCCCUUCAAUUUGGGAAUUUAUCUCUGUUGUGAGAGGCUCACAAGGGGACAUCUGAUCUGAGAACUACAUAUUCUGGAUCAUUUCUACUUCAAUAAAGAGCAAUUUUAGGCAAAGAGGAUCAGGUCAAAAUUCAUCAAACGCCAGGAUGAAGCCUCUUUACAAUUUGGGCUUACUCCUGCUGGGCCUUCAUUUCCUGACUGUCAGCGGGCAGCUGGAACCCAAAAACCAAAUGCCCCCUGACCCUGUUACUGCUACCCAAAGACGUGGGCUCGUUGAGCGGGACGUGCAGGGUCCGGUGAGGCCCAACAUCACAAUGCCGCGCCGACGAAUGCCCCCCAUGUGUAGUGCGCCCACAGAAAUCCGUGACACAUUCAAGUACAUCAACACGGUGGUGUCCUGCUUGGUGUUUGUUGUGGGCAUCAUCGGAAACUCCACGCUCUUAAGGAUCAUCUAUAAGAACAAAUGCAUGCGGAAUGGGCCAAAUAUCCUAAUCGCCAGUCUGGCUCUCGGAGACCUGCUACACAUCAUCAUCGGCAUUCCCAUUAACGUUUACAAGCUCCUAGCAGAGGAUUGGCCUUUUGGGGUGGCUCUGUGUAAGGUGGUGCCAUUUGUCCAGAAAGCCUCGGUGGGGAUCACAGUGCUGAGUCUGUGUGCGCUGAGUAUAGACAGAUAUCGUGCCGUGACUUCAUGGAGCCGAAUCAAAGGGAUCGGUGUUCCGAAGUGGAUGGCCAUUGAGAUUGCACUCAUCUGGAUAUUAUCCAUCAUCCUGGCUGUGCCCGAGGCAGUUGCUUUUGACAUGAUCACUAUGGACUACAAAGGAGAACGUUUGAGAAUCUGUUUAUUGCACCCCAUGCAGAAAACAGACUUUAUGAGGUUUUACAAAUCAGUGAAGGACUGGUGGCUGUUCAGUGCAUAUUUCUGUCUGCCAUUGGCCUGCACUGCCAUUUUUUAUACUCUGAUGACCUGUGAGAUGCUGAGGAAGAAGAAUGGAGUUCAAAUAGCCCUCAGUGACCACCUGAAACAGAGACGGGAAGUCGCCAAGACCGUCUUCUGUCUGGUUCUGGUCUUCGCUCUGUGCUGGCUCCCGCUCCACCUCAGCCGAAUUCUGAAACUCACCAUCUAUGAUGAGAAGGAUCCCAACCGCUGCGAACUGCUGAGUUUCUUUUUAGUCUUGGACUACAUCGGCAUCAAUAUGGCAUCGGUCAACUCCUGCAUCAACCCGAUUGCCCUCUACAUGGUCAGCAAGCGGUUUAAAAAUUGCUUCCGGUCGUGCCUGUGCUGUUGGUGCCUACCGGCCGAGAUGCUGAUGAUGGACGAGAAGCAGUCGUGCAUGAAGCUGAAGGUCACAGAAAGAGCAUCUGACCAGAGCAACUCUCGAAUGACCAACAAGUCGACCACAGCUUGAAUAUUGUAAGCAACAAAAAUCAACAAAACGUGAGGUCAUAGGAAUGUCGAGGUUUGCGCAACCCAAAGAGGCCCAGGUUCGUCUACAGUUCAUCAUAGGAGUUCUUGGAUUCAUGAAAACAGCUGUGAUGAUGUGAUAUGAUGUGAUGUGAUGCUUCAUCAAAAGUGUGAUGAGAAAGGCAAGGAUAAGGAUAUCAUUGAUAAUGUGGAAAACUGACAAAUUUGCUAGAGGUCAGCUCAAGACUAAGAAAAUCCAUGGCAUGAUACCAUAAUGUAGGAAAUUUCUCUGACCCCAAAGCAAAGCAAAUAGAUGACAGCCACCACAUUUGAUAAAUGCAUCCGAUUUUCUCCUCAGUGACCCACUGACAAAAAUGCAAUAAUUAUGCAAAUAUUUUUUUUAGAUAGAUUUCAGCCACGAUGUUGCUCAGCAUUGCGGGACUGCUCUAACCCCACCCGCUCUUCGUGCUAGCCUCACGCUAGCCUCACGCUAGCCUCACGCUGAGCCCAAAGUGUGACCUCUUUAUACAACAUGAUGAACAGCUUUUCUAUAUGUAGCUCAAAAUGUAUUACUAUCUCUAACAACCUGUGAUGUUGUUUCUUACCACUUCUGACUGUACUACUGAUGUGCUUGCUAUUACAGUAUUAAGACUAGGUAUCUGAAUUUCA
This is a messenger RNA of Syngnathus acus (greater pipefish), 2390 nucleotides long. It is a transcript of the gene ednrba, whose product is annotated as endothelin receptor Ba. The coding region runs from base 466 to 1725 and encodes 419 amino acids. Gene Ontology annotation, cellular component: membrane. The transcript has 9 exons. Lineage: Eukaryota; Metazoa; Chordata; Actinopteri; Syngnathiformes; Syngnathidae. The record is from RefSeq and is a predicted model, not a curated record. Gene Ontology annotation, biological process: vasoconstriction; enteric nervous system development; regulation of blood pressure. Gene Ontology annotation, molecular function: endothelin receptor activity.